UACUUUCCAGGCGAGAAGCAGUUUCUCGAACAAGCCUAUUAUGAGAUACUAAGUCAUAAUUAUGAGAUGCUAAGUUAUUAUUUCGAGAAAGUUUCACCUUAUAAGGACUUUUUGAUCAGGAUUUGUUGUAACUGUCCUUGGUGGGCCCAUGAGGAGCUUUCACCUUUAACUACGACUCAACCAAACUACGCCUUCUCGUCAACCUCUUUUCUGAUUGGUCAAAUGUGAACCAUGUUCUUCUUACUGACUCCUGAUAGGCUCAACCCGCACGCGGCCGUUAUCACUUUGCGUGUCCAGUCAGCAAGGAGGUCUCACCAGUGGGUCACACGGGAAAAUGGCGGGUUGGUGUGUGCGAGCAGUGAGACAGAGCUACUCACUUGUAGCUUCACCUGCGCUAACCAGAGCAUCUCCACGAUUGCUCUGCACAGCCACCCAGCAGAAGAAUGGCCACGGGUCAGAGGAGGCUGAGAAGUCGGACCAGAGUGCAGCAGAGGCACUCCUAAUGGAGGAGAAGACCAAGCUGGAGGACCAGCUGAAGGACAUGACAGAAAAGUACAAGCGGGCGUUAGCGGACACAGAGAACCUCAGGACAAGGACACAGAAGAUGAUAGAAGAUGCUAAAUUAUAUGGGAUCCAGGGCUUCUGUAAGGACCUGCUGGAGGUGGCUGACAUCUUGGAAAAGGCCACAGACAGUGUGCCCAAGGAGGAGGUGACGACCCAGAACCCUCACCUGAAGAACCUGUACGACGGGCUGGUGAUGACAGAGGUCCAGAUCCAGAAGGUCUUCACCAAGCAUGGCCUGGUCAAACUCAACCCUGAUGGCCAGAAGUUUGACCCCUACGAGCAUGAGGCGCUCUUUCACGCCCCCGUGGAGGGCAAGGACCCUGGCACUGUAGCCAUUGUAACCAAAGUGGGCUACAAGCUUCACGGCCGCACCCUUAGGCCAGCAUUGGUGGGUGUGGCCAAAGCCCCCUAGAAAGGGGGAUGUGGGAUUUGCUUUGUUGCCCGAGUGUCUGAUGACCUCAGGUACAACAGACUGGUUGAGGGUCCAAGAGACGGGAACCCAACUGAGCUGGACUUUGUAUCUGGACCGCCAUCUUUUAGCAGGAACAUUUACUAAUGCACUUUGUCUGGCACAGGAUAGUCAUUCAGUUUGUCAGCCUCACCAGAUCACAGAUGGAGGCUUUACGUCUCCUACAAACAUCCAGCCUAACUCUAAUUGUAAGGCAGUAGUACUGAUUCUGUAAACUGUAAAUAUCAUUCCAGACUUUAGUUUAAAUCCCUAAUAAUCCUGAACCUGACAAUGUCCUUGUUUGUGAGUUUUAAAUGAAUUCUGUCAAUAAAGCGAGGCGCAGGAGGCUACUUGAGGAUCUGAA
Messenger RNA from Cyclopterus lumpus (lumpfish), 1376 nucleotides. It is a transcript of the gene grpel1, whose product is annotated as GrpE-like 1, mitochondrial. NCBI's taxonomy places the organism in Eukaryota, Metazoa, Chordata, Actinopteri, Perciformes, Cyclopteridae. The record is from RefSeq and is a predicted model, not a curated record. Gene Ontology annotation, molecular function: adenyl-nucleotide exchange factor activity; protein-folding chaperone binding; protein homodimerization activity. The transcript has 4 exons. Gene Ontology annotation, cellular component: PAM complex, Tim23 associated import motor. Gene Ontology annotation, biological process: protein folding; protein import into mitochondrial matrix. The coding region runs from base 335 to 976 and encodes 213 amino acids.